Molecule: messenger RNA, 606 nt
Organism: Sphenostylis stenocarpa
Lineage: Eukaryota; Viridiplantae; Streptophyta; Magnoliopsida; Fabales; Fabaceae
Source: the annotation of a GenBank genome assembly
AUGGAUGUGAAGAAAAUUGUGGUUGUUGUAGAAGAUGUGGAUGCAGCAAGAACUGCUCUACAAUGGGCUCUUAGAAACAUCAUUCGCUAUGGUGACAUAAUCACCCUUCUCCAUGUCUACCACUCCACAAGAUCAAGAAGCAGAAGCAAAGCUCGUGUUCUUCGCCUCCAUGGCUUCAAAUUGGCCCUUUCCUUUCAAGAUAUGUGCAAUAAUUAUCCCAACACAAAGGUGGAAAUUAUUGUCACGGAAGGAGACCAGCAAGGAAGCAAGAUCGCUGCCAUGGUGCGAGAGAUUGGUGCUUCCCUGCUUGUGGUUGGACUCCAUGAUUGCAGUUUUCUAUACAAAUUGAGAAUGAGUGAUUCCCACAACAGCAUAGCCAGCAUUUUCAACUGCAGAGUACUUGCCAUCAAACAGCCUCGUGCUUGGGCAGUGAGGCCCAUGAUUUCUGCAGUAUCAGUGCUAGACACUUCCACCAACCUGGAUUUUUCACUAAUUGAUGUUUCUAGAUCCCAAGUCGCUGGUACCCCUCCACCAAAGAUUCCAUACAGAAUCUGUCCUAACCCUUCAGCAAUUAUUUGGAGAUCAAGGAAGUGUCGGAGAUGGUGA